UCUGCAGCUUAAUAUGAACUCUGCUCCAACCUUCCUCCACUUCCCACCCAAAGGGAAACCUCGCCAAUCAGACACCUAUGAGCUGCAGGUCAGAGGGUUUUCUGCUGACCAGUUGGCUAGAUGGGUGGCAGACAGGACAGAUGUUCAAAUCCGUGUCAUUCGUCCACCCAACUACGCAGGACCUCUCUUGUUGGGCUUUCUCCUGGCUGUGAUUGGUGGAUUGGCAUAUCUACGAAGGAAUAAUUUGGAAUUUCUUUUUAACAAGAAUGUUUGGGCCUUUUCUGCACUGUGCUUUGCCUUGAUAAUGACUUCUGGCCAAAUGUGGAACCAUAUCAGAGGACCACCGUAUGCACACAAGAACCCCAACACUGGACAAGUGAGUUACAUCCAUGGGAGCACCCAAGCGCAGUUUGUGGCAGAGACGCACAUUGUUCUACUCUUCAGUAUCCUUCAUUUUUUCCCAUCUUAACAUUUUUGGCUUGCACUGAUUGCAAGGCUGAUAAUAUUUUAUUUGCUGUUUUCCUUUCUAAAACUGUUUGAUCUUCAUUCAACAGUGAAAUAUAUUUAGAAUAGCAAUUAGUUAUUAGACAAACAAGGAUUUUUUUUUUUUUUUUUACAAACUUCUACUCUUCCAGCUUUGUUAUAUCCCACAAAAUUGCAAAAUAUGGUAAUCUAUGCUCUGGUCAGGAAUUUAUUAAAGACUGUUUGGUAGACGGGGAGUCUGUAAGUGUGUUGCCGUGCACGAACCCCGCUCCAAACACCCCCACGCACCCUUUCUCUACUUCUUCUGAGAGGGUGCGAUGUGC
Poecilia reticulata (guppy) is the source of this 806-nucleotide messenger RNA. Lineage: Eukaryota; Metazoa; Chordata; Actinopteri; Cyprinodontiformes; Poeciliidae. The record is from RefSeq and is a predicted model, not a curated record.